This is a messenger RNA of Micropterus salmoides (largemouth bass), 5067 nucleotides long. It is a transcript of the gene usp38, whose product is annotated as ubiquitin specific peptidase 38. Gene Ontology annotation, biological process: ubiquitin-dependent protein catabolic process; protein deubiquitination. Lineage: Eukaryota; Metazoa; Chordata; Actinopteri; Centrarchiformes; Centrarchidae. The record is from RefSeq and is a predicted model, not a curated record. The transcript has 11 exons. Gene Ontology annotation, molecular function: cysteine-type endopeptidase activity; cysteine-type deubiquitinase activity. Bases 210 to 3311 code for a protein of 1033 amino acids. Gene Ontology annotation, cellular component: nucleus; cytosol.
AAUUUAUAGACGACAAUUGCUUCACACAAGGGUCCUACCAACAUCUCUGUCCAUAGGAAUGACGUCGGUGAAGUGUUAAUCAGCUGAUUCUGAGCGAUCAAAUGAACCAAAAUAACACGGUUUUACCUGUUAAAAGACGUUCAACAUCUACAGACAAUUGACGAUUUUCUGGUCGGACACGGUUGACAUGCUUUAUUUGGACCGUCAUCAUGGACAAGAUUUUGGAGGGCCUCGUGAGCUCCGAUCACUCAAUUCCAGUGAAGAGGGCCAUUGUGAAGAAGGUAGUAGAAGCCGCGGAGAAGGAAGUGACUGAAGAGCAGUGUCAAUCGCUGUUUACUCUUACCACCCGCCUCAUCUUGCUCGGCGAAGAUGCCUUUCAGAAGCAGAUCGGCUUCCAGGUUUUGGAUGCCUACGCACGUUACCACCGCCCAGAGUUUGAGCACUUCUUCAGUAAAGACUUUGUCCUCAGUCUUCUCCAGCAGGGCUAUUUCCAUCUGGACCGCAAAGACCCAGCCAUUAUAGACUACAUUCACUGCUGCCUGCGGCUGCUCAUCAGCUGCCCAUCUGUGCUGGAGAUCUUCAGCGUGAUCCAGGUGGAGGUUUUAAGGAUGGUGUGUGAACGUCCAGAGCCGGCUCUCUGUGCCCGCCUGAACACUUUGCUGUCAGACUUUGUGCAGUGCAUCCCGAGGGAUAAGUCGGGCGUCUUGUUCUGCCAGCAGCUGGUGAGGACCAUCAGUUACUUCCACUGCUUUGCCAGCCAAGAGCGGGAGCUGAGAGAGUAUGUAGGUCAGGUGACCAAGGUUAGCACACUACUGCAAAACAUCUGGAAGGCGGACCCGGCCACACUGCUUCCCUCACUACAGGAAGUCUUUGCCAUUAUCUCUUCCACAGACCCCUCAUUUGACCCAUCCAUUGCUCUGGCCAGCCUGGUGCAGCACAUCCCCGUCCAGAUGAUCACGGUGCUUAUCAAGAGUCUCACCACAGACCACAAUGUCAAAGACGCAAACAUGACUAAAGCGCUCUGCAGGAUGAUUGAUUGGCUUUCUUGGCCUCUGGCCCAACAUGUCGAUACCUGGGUCAUUGCUUUACUGAAAGGACUUGCUGCAGUUCAGAAGUUCACUAUCCUCAUAGACGUCACUCUGCUUAAAAUUGAACUGGUAUUCAGUCGUCUGUGGUACCCCAUUGUGCGGCAGGGGGCGCUAGCUGUGCUUUCCCAUAUGCUGCUGAGUUUCCAGCACUCUCCUGAGGCCUUCCAUUUGGUUGUUCCACAUGUGGUGCAUCUAGUCCAGUCUUUGAGGACAGAUGGUCUCCCCACCAGUAAAGCUUUUUUGCUGCAGUUCACUGAGCUCAUACACUGCAUGAUGUACCAAUACUCUGGCUUCCCUGACCUCUAUGACCACAUACUAGAGGCCAUCAAGGAUCUCCCAAAACCUGGAGAAGAGAAGAUCAAGUUGGUGUUGAAUCAAAGUGCCUGGACAUCCCAGUCCAACUCAUUUGCCUCAGGUCUUCAGAGGCAAGUUGGGAAGUCUGAAACGGGCAAGACUGGCCUGGUCAACCUGGGGAACACGUGCUACAUGAACAGCAUCAUUCAGACCCUCUUUAUGGCCACAGAUUUCAGACGGCAUGUUUUAUCAUUACAUCUAAAUGGUUCCAACACAUUAAUGAAAAAGCUCCAGCUGCUCUUUGCUUUCCUUGCACACACUCAGAGGGCAGCAUAUGCUCCCAGAAACUUCUUGGACGCGUCUCGGCCGCCCUGGUUCAAUGCCGGCUCUCAGCAGGACUGCUCUGAGUACCUCAGAUUCCUUCUAGACAGGUUACAUGAAGAAGAGAAAACACUUCAGGUCCUGGAAUCAGCUAAGCCAAAGGUUGCCUCCCCCAUUGAUACAAGCAGCAAAGACCCAAAAGGUCAGAUUUGUCCAGAGGAGGGAGAAGAGUCAUCUUUGACUCCAGCAGAAACCAAACCUGGGGCUGACGGAAGGACGUUGAUAGAAACGAUGUUUGGUGGGAAGCUGAUCACAGGUAUUCGCUGUAUGCAGUGUAACUGCAUCUCUGAGAAAGAGGAGCGUUUUACAGACCUCUCUUUGGCCUUCUGUCCUUCUGUCAGCCAACCUGAGGGGCCCUCAGAGGAGCCCAAGGUCCUCUGUCAGGGAUCGGUCAACGGCGGCAGUGAAACUCCUGAGCCAAGCUUGGCCAAAGCCCCGGCUAGCAAUGUUCAUUUUGUGCCAGUGACAAAUGAGCCUCCUCUCUCUGUGCCUGACCUGGUGAACUAUUUCCUGGCUCCAGAGAUCCUGGACGAAGAGAAUGCCUAUUACUGUGAGAAGUGUAGCUCCCUCCAGCGGGCAGAGAGGACCAUGAAAGUGGUCUCAGCACCUGAAUACUUAAUCCUCACCCUGCUGAGAUUCUCCUAUGAUGCCAAAUGCCAUGUUCGGAGGAAGAUUCUGGACAAUGUCACUAUCCCGCCACUCAUGAGACUUCCUGUGCAUGUCGCUUCAAUGCCUGCACAAUGUUCCUCUUCUACCUCUUCCCCUCUGCAAGUGGAUUCUCCUGAGAGCAGUGAGAAUUUGGCCAAGAAGCUCAAACCGUCUCAGAAAGACGAGGAGGACGAGGAGAGGCUAAAUGGAGCAGAGCAGAUCAACAGAGGAGGAGAGAUGUCAGUACAGUCGGUGCCCUAUGUCCUCAGCUCAGUGGUGAUGCAUUCUGGUAUAUCGUCUGAGAGUGGCCACUACUAUUCCUAUGGUCGUAACAUUAAUGGAGCAGAUGGAACACAGCAUCCAGCCAAUCACUAUGCCCUCAAGGAGGAUUUGGGGAAUGGCCAUGCUGAGUGUAGCCUCUCCACCUGCUCAGCUCUCUCAAUUUCACCUGAACGAGGAGACACACUACCUAAUAGUGGCCAGGAGGCAAGGGAUUGGCUGCUGUUCAACGACAGCAGAGUGACAUUCUCGUCCUUCCAAUCAGUGCAAAACAUUACUAAUCGAUUCCCCAAGGACACUGCAUAUGUGCUCAUGUACAGGAAACAGGAGCUACCAGGGCAGAGUGUAAAUGGGGGACUAAUGGCAAAUGGAAUGAGACUGAGUGCUGAGCCUCCUCUGCAGAAAGAACUACUGGAUGCUAUUAUCAAGGACAACAAGCUGUAUUUACAGGAACAGGAGCUCAAUGCUCGGACCCAGGCUCUCCAGGCCCCUUCAUCCUCCUGCUCAUUCAGGCCUAACGGUUCAGAUGACAAUAACCCACCAGGGAGCUGCGGCCCAUCUGGCGGAGGAGGAGGAGGAGGGGGAGGAGGCUUCAAUACCAUUAGUAGACUGGUCUUCUGAAACCCAGAUGAACUGGCGCUAGGGGAGUUCUGAACUGAUCAUACGGGAGUCUGAACUGUCACACCAUAGAUGUGCAUAUAACCUAAUAAAAAGAGCACUGAAAUGAUACACACACACACACACACACACACACACACACACACACACACACACACACACACACAGAGCAUCUGCACUGAUUCUGAUCUUAGAUGUGAUUUAGUUAAAAGUCUUGAAGUUUUGACUAAAAUAGUUUUUAUACCACUGUUUCAGUCAUUAUUUAAUCAUUUUUAUUUAUUUUGAUUAUUUUUUGUGAUAUCAAGCGUUGUAAUCUUUUAUUAAUCCUCCAAAUUUCAGAACUUGAGGUAGAUAAUACACAUUGGUGCAAAAUGUACUUUCUCCCUUUAAUUGAAAUGGCUAAAUAAAAUUUGACAUUAUAGAAGUAACUUCAUUAAGCAUUAGUCUCCUAAUAAAUGAUAAAUAUGUCAAACUGGUUCCGUUUAGAACAUGUUCAUAUUAUCUGGCUAGUCGGAGUGUUUAUAAUGUUACCUCACACGCAAACAUAUCCAAAUACAUGCAUGUGCAAUGCACAAUACAGAAGAAAACAUUCAAGUGAAAAGUAAACUCUUUUUUGAUUUGACAUAGUUCUGAACACAGCUCGACCUUUGUUUACUCUUCUGAUUUGCAUGCAGCUUUUCUUCACGAGCUGUGGCGUUUGAUUUUCAAGAUAUUUGAACCCUUUUUGGUGUGUGCUUUGGUGGUUUUAUAGGUUUCAUAUCUCAUGCAAUAAAUGUACAUAUGAUUUAAACUAUCAUUCUGAACAACCAUGGAAUACAAAACUAUAUGUGGAAAAUGUAAAACUAUUUGUGGGAAAUUUCCAAGGUAAAGGCAUUUUCAGUAUGAGUAUUUAAUGCUGUUCUCCCAUUACUAGGUAGUGUGAUCUAAAAAGAGCUAAACUGCAGACUGCUUGUUUAAACACAUUUGACAGCAGUUAACUGUUUGAUGGCAUAUUUUAAUGUAUUCCUCAGAUUCGGUCAUUCAGGGAGACCUUUGUGUUCAUGCUGAUUUUAUGUGCCUUUUGAUAUUUAAUGCAGAUUCUUGAAGAGGAAUUUGUCAGGACAUACAACUUCAUCUGUAGUGUGGUAAUGUCCAUAAAGGCUUCACCUUUCCCUACAGUAAGAACAAAUCAGUAUUUGGCUGUAUUGUCUUCCUUAACUAGGCAAGUUGUGUAUGGUAAAGUUAUUUAAAGUGGUAUGUUGGCAAAGAGGUGGCUAGAUGUUGGGGGCUAAACUCUAAAUGCAAUGGUUAAUACAUGAUGAUAUAAUUUUUUUUUUUUUAAAUAAAAGCUAAGAUGAACUCAAUUCAUGAUGGCAGGAUGAAGCAAAUGGUUUCUGGAAACUUUAAAUCAGUUUCUGUGGAAAUGAGCCAAACACCAAAGUUAUGAGUGUUGUUGUUAUGCUCAAGCAUACCUCAAUGUCUGCAUCACCUUUCCACUGCAGAGAAUGCAUUCACCACUUGCAGCCAUCUCCAGUACUAUAUCUUCAUAUAUCUUGACUUGAAUAGAUCACCUACCUUACAUCAUUUAUAUUCUGUCUUGCAGUAUAUACAGUGUGGUAAUCUGGAUUUUGAGCUGCAAAUUAUAAUUUCUUUUAUUUCAAUUAAAGGCUUGGAAAGAAAAAUGCUUAAUGUUAUUGAUACUGCAAACCUUAAGCAUCCUUCUCAAAAAGUCUUUAGUACCCAAGUGACUUUGUUGAUUAAAAAAAAAUACAGAACUGGA